Platichthys flesus (European flounder) is the source of this 1052-nucleotide messenger RNA. RefSeq names its product cornifelin (gene cnfn). Lineage: Eukaryota; Metazoa; Chordata; Actinopteri; Pleuronectiformes; Pleuronectidae. The transcript is spliced from 4 exons. The record is from RefSeq and is a predicted model, not a curated record. Gene Ontology annotation, cellular component: cornified envelope. The coding region runs from base 197 to 547 and encodes 116 amino acids.
UUUUGUAUUCACAGGGUGUUUGCACCAAGCUGAAUGCUCAUUGUGUGUCUGGUCAUAUCAGUAGAAACUGAUUUCAGACAUAUGACUGAUGUCACAAUGGGUAUAAGAGCUGUGGCCAGGCCCUCGCCCACCUGUUCCUUUGCCGGUGACCGUCGACACUGUCAGACCACAGCAACCUCGGGAGGAGAGAUCAGCGAUGGCGUUCCAGUCCAAUGUGAUCAGCUCGCAGCCUCAGGUCUCAGUCACCCAGUACACUGUGACUUCCGGAAUGUCGGAUUGGAGCUCAAAUGUGUGCGACUGCUGUGAAGACUGUGGAAUCUGUCUUUGCGCCACAUUCGUCCCGUGUAUUCUUGGCUGUAAGGUGGCUCAGGACAAUGGGGACAGCUGCUGCCUCCCCUUCCUUCCGGGUGCGAUGAUAGCUCUGAGGACAAGCAUCCGCAGCAGACACCACAUUCAAGGCUCAGUGUGUGAUGACUGGGUUAUCAUGGCCUGCCUUCCUCUGUGUGGACUGUGUCAGAUGGCCCGGGAGCAGAAGAUGAGAAGAUAAAAAGAUUUACAAAUAACAAGGCACUUGUGGAAAACGUUCAUUUCUUGGUCUGUUUUCAACAUAAGAAUAAUAGCUGUAAGAUCAGACUGAACUGCAAUUUUAUUUGACUUUAUUAUUUUGUACUAAUAUACUAUAUACUGUAUCUAAUAUACAUAUUUAUACACAUCACAGGUAUGGGCAGGUUUUCAGUGAGUUGGAAGAAAAAUAAAUAUUUCAUUAGGCGUAAACCUUUGCCCCGAACCAACGUCUUUCAUGUCCAGUUAAACAGCGACUCACUGUGUUGAAAUUGUCUUCAUGCAACAAACUGGCGAACACAUGAACAAGCAAAGGCGGACCUUCACACUUCCUUGUGACGCAGCAGUUUAUUGUGGUGAAUUUACAAGAGUUAAUACUUUUGAAUAUAUUAAUAUCAGAAUAUUGUUAUCCUUGCAUAUUAGUAACAUGUUCAUCAAAUAAUAUAGAAAAUAAAUAUGAUGUAUUUAAUGGCAAAUGCAUUCAAACAACA